AUGUCUCUUGUAAGAGCUCCUCUCGCCCUCCUCGCAUCCUAUAGCAUGUCAUGCGUCGGUACGCCUCCGAACCCGCCAAUAUCUGAGGAAGAACGCCGGGGGUACGCCUCCUCCGAAGUCAAACUGGGCCGUGCACUCUUAGUAUGGCCAUUCGCCCUCAAGACUGUCUUCUGGGCUGGAGGGAUAUGCGAAUCGGCCGUCGUCCUGGCGCAUAACUUCCCUCACCCGCCCUUGACCGACCGCAUACUCUCAGCAUUGCUUAUGCCUGGUCAUUACGCAGCGUCGCUUCGAAUAACCCCGACCUUCCUACUAGGCACCCUAUUGACCGCCCUCGGUGCCUACCUCCGCCAUAGGUGCUAUAAAACCCUCGGACGGUUGUUCACCUAUGAGCUAUCUGUACGGAAGGGACACAAGCUUGUCACGGAAGGUCCCUAUUCCUUCGUCCGCCACCCAAGCUAUCUUGCAAUCGGCAUAGCAUACGCGGGUAUUAACCUCUGUGCCUUCGGUCGCGGAUCGUUGCUGCGAGAGUCGGGGAUUUUAGACACUAAAGUGGGGAGUGUUCUGAUGGGAGCAUCGGCACUCCAUACAGUUGCUCUGGGCUUCUUACUCAUAGGAAGAUCCUUCUCGGAAGACAAGGUGAUGAGGGAACAAUUCGGUGAGCAGUGGGAUUGUUGGGCCGAGAAAGUGCGCUACAGGAUUAUUCCGUAUGUAUUCUGA
Gloeophyllum trabeum ATCC 11539 is the source of this 717-nucleotide messenger RNA. RefSeq lists its product as uncharacterized. Lineage: Eukaryota; Fungi; Basidiomycota; Agaricomycetes; Gloeophyllales; Gloeophyllaceae. The record is from RefSeq and is a predicted model, not a curated record. Gene Ontology annotation, biological process: C-terminal protein methylation. Gene Ontology annotation, molecular function: protein C-terminal S-isoprenylcysteine carboxyl O-methyltransferase activity. The coding region runs from base 1 to 717 and encodes 238 amino acids. Gene Ontology annotation, cellular component: membrane. The transcript is spliced from 2 exons.